AUGACAAACAAAGCAUCGAUGCCCUGCACUUUCAGAAAUCGAUGUCAAAAGGAAUUGAUGCAAGUGUUUACCUGUCUCGCUAUUUUAAAGGUAGCAUGUGAACAAAGCACGGCUGAACCAUCACCUACUGACGUCAUCAAACAGAUACAGCCAUACGCCAUUGUUGUUGGAGUGGGAUUGUUGUUUUUCCUUUUGAUCAUCAAUCUUGUAUCUGUCAUACAAAGAAGGAAGGACCAUGGAGUUAUUCGGAGUUAUCUUUUAUCGUUACACACACUGUUGCCGUUCCUUACAAGAUAUGAUGAUAUUGCUAACCUUGGCGAAAUAAAUACGGAAAGAAGGACUUCAAAGUCUAAACAGAACUCCUUUGGAAACCAUUUUGAGGAUUAUGACGAAAUUGGAAUUGUCGCUAGACGAUCUAAAUUAAAGGAGAUGGGAGAUCUAGAUCUCAAGCGUAUUCCUGAAGCCGAUGAAUCCAAGAAAUUGGACACGUCACAAGAGGAGAAGUCAGACGACAGAAGUACUGUGUACUCUCUACAGAAAGGGGUGUUUAGCAGUAACCUGUGACGAUCAGACUGAAUUAGACAACAAUAGACAGAGCAAAUUUGCCUUUAAUCUUAUAGUGCCAUACUCCUGUAAUAAGACAAUGUUUCUUAUACUACCAAAUGGUAGGAGAAAACUUUCUCUCUCUAUAAUUCAAAUCUUGUAUCCUUUAAAGGUUUUCAAACAACUUUUAAGUCAUAACUUAUAGAAGAACUUUCUAUUCCUGUGUGGGAUUAUCCUUAAAGAUUUCGAGAUACCGUGGCAGUAAAAUCAAAAGAAGCAAAUAUUACCAUGAUGUUAAAAUAGCCCAUGAUAGAGUAUGAGGUCAAACUUAUUUCAAAUCACUUUGAUAUAAUUAUUACAAAGUCAAACACACAAUUUGAACUUGUGAAGGAUUCUGCGUUUCAGAAAUAUACUGUGUGGUCAAUAAAACAAAUUACAGCAUAAUUUAAAGGCAGAUAUAAAUACAUUCUCUCAUUCUUUCAAAUGAAUAGCGGCUUCAUCUUAAUACCAA
Messenger RNA from Saccostrea echinata, 1054 nucleotides. RefSeq lists its product as uncharacterized. NCBI's taxonomy places the organism in Eukaryota, Metazoa, Mollusca, Bivalvia, Ostreida, Ostreidae. The transcript has 3 exons. The record is from RefSeq and is a predicted model, not a curated record. Bases 1 to 564 code for a protein of 187 amino acids.